This is a messenger RNA of Aplysia californica (California sea hare), 2153 nucleotides long. Its product is annotated as protein ABHD14B. Gene Ontology annotation, cellular component: cytoplasm. The record is from RefSeq and is a predicted model, not a curated record. NCBI's taxonomy places the organism in Eukaryota, Metazoa, Mollusca, Gastropoda, Aplysiida, Aplysiidae.
CCAGGAAAAUGUAUUCACAUUUUGACUCUCAGUUAAGAACUCGAGCGAGAACGUCACUUGAGCUUUCAUUUUGUUGACGGUUGUUUUCGAGUUCACUGCAUCUGUGUAUCGAAACGCUUCCCAAGAACGUGUUGUGUAGUAGUUAAUGCAACCAGACGAAAAAGUCAUAAUAAGUGUUUAAAUCAUAAUCUUUUAAGCAGUUUCAUAUAAUUGAUAUUUUUCGAGGGUUUUACAUCUUUGGACGUUUGUAUUCGGUGUCAUCCAUAUUUCAAGUUUUAUAAGCAGAUAUGGCACAGAAUGGAAAGUCAAGAUUUACCUUGAAGAAGUCACCCCUGCAAAUGGUGCCCCUACACUUGAUGUCCUGUUAGUUCACAGCGGUACAUGCUCAUCGGCUGACUGGGUCAAGAUUCGAACCGUGUACCACCUGGCGAACUGGGGAUAUAGAGCGGUAGCUAUAGAUUUGCCAGGCAAAGGCAAAAGUCCAAGCGCUAUUGACAAAAAUCUUUUCGGCGACUUUGUGUCGGCUCUCGUCGACUCCCUGACGUUAAAGAAUGCCGUGUUCAUCACGCCCUCGUCCGGCGGGAGGUACACCCAGCCCUACCUGUUCAACAACCCGGCCACAAGUACCGAGAGGGCUGUUGGGUUUGUGCCCAUAGCGCCAGCGGACACCGGUCUGUACGCCCCCAAGUUCAAGGACAGCCAGGUUCCAACUCUCAUUCUGUACGGCUCCAAGGACCCGCGAGGGCCUACAUCUCAGAACGAUCUCGUCGGACUGACAAACCACAAGAUCGCCGUUCUCGAGGAUGCAGACCACGCCUGCUACUUAGAGAAGCCAGAUGAAUUCCACAAAGUUUUAUACAACUGGCUGAAAGACCUUAGGAAAUGAACACAGAUUUCAGCUCUGAAUUCAAAACUCAAAAUUAAUCACCCCCCCAACACACAAACACAGUUUUCCCCCUUCUUCAAACAUUAUAGCUUAUUGACACUAGAUCUAGGUGACAAAUAUUUCCACGAGCCAAUGCCAAACAAUUAUUGUUUGAAGGUACCGGGGUAGUGUUAUCAUGGAACAGUCUGAUCAUACUUGAUUUUUACAUCUUUUUUUUUUUUAUUGUUUGAUUUUGUUCUUUUACAUAAUUCCAAGGGCUGAUGAUCGGUUAAAGGAAGAAACAGAAAUAAAGAAAUUCAAAAGUGCGUUUUAGUUUUGAAAUUGUCACAUCUUGUACAUUGAUUCAAUUUGGCAAACAAUGGUGUAAUUUAAAUUAGGUUGUGACAUACCAUCAUGUUGAUACUGUACACAGGGCUCCCAAGCAAGAGCCACUCCACAGCAAGAUUUUAAAAUACAUUCUAGAUCAGGCAUGGGCAAGCGCGUCUCGGGCUGGAUUAAGAGAUUCCGAAUAUCUCGCAGUAGUCGCAAGCAGUCCAGAGUGCAGUAUAGAUUAUCCUAUGAUUUAUUGUUUUGGUAAGUGUUUUACGGCAUUUGUAACACAAUACGUUCGUAUAAGAUUAGAGAUGUUACGAGAAAGUAACAAACACAAAAGAGGAGGGGAGAUAAGGGACGAUUAUUUGAUAGGAAAGAAGGAGCAGACCACACCAGAGCACCCGCCAACCACUCACGUAGAUUAUCUAGGCCUGACUGCUCGCGGGCCAGAGAAGGAAAAAUUUAGGUGAAAUUGAUUGAAAUAGCCAAGCUCUCAAACGUGAAACUAGAGAGUUAUUAUGAGCAUCAUGUUUUUUCAAUCAAGGGCAUUCUUUUGACAUAAAGUAUCAGUUCUGUUGCUUCCAUCUGGGCUGGAAUACUAUAGAUAGCUAAAAAUUGCACUUGAAUUGCUAUCAGACAUAGUACACGGCCCCAGUUUGUUGAUCUUUAUGCGCUAUAUAAAUAAGUAACUGUUUUCUGCUUUGAUGGAACAUGUACUCCUUAAUUCAGAAUCUUGAGAGUUGCUGUUGAGAAAAGUUCAGUGGAAUAAUGUAAGUACGCCGGGGUUUUUUCACGAACGUUUUGAAUUCACAAUUUGAUUUCCUUAGGGUCAUUUAUUCCAAUACUGUUGGCCUCGCACUUCAUUUAACAUUUUGAUAACGACUUGAAUUUGCGAAUUUCUUUUAACAUCGCGAAAUUGCGAAUUCAAGUCAUCCACGAAAGAACAACCCCCCAC